AUGUUUUCACUUUUUCUCUAUUUUUCUUUCUUUCUUCUUUUUUCUUUCUUUUUAUUGAAUUUCCAGUUUUUCUCUGUCUCAUUUUCUUUCUUUCUUUCUUUCUUUCUUUCUUUCUUUCUUUCUUUCUUUCUUUCUUUCUAUGAACUUUCAGUUUUUUUCUACCUCUUCGUCUUUCUGUUCAAUUUUCGUUUUUUCUCUUUCUUUCUUUCUUUCUUUCUUUCUUUCUUUCUUUCUUUCUUUCUUUCUUUCUUUCUUUCUUUCUUUUUAUAUCAUUUUCAGUUUUUCUCUAUUUCUUUUUAUCUUUCUUGCCCCCCCCUUCUCUCUCUCAGCUGCGCUUUAUUCUUCUUCCAAGUAGAUCGAGCCUCAUUGGAUGCCGUUGCUACUGCCGUGGGUGUUGCUGAUACCCCGGCUCAUCAUCCCCGUUUCAAGUCUCCCCUACCUUCACUCCUGAAAAAAAAAAAAAAAAUGUCCUCAUCUCCUGACGACGAUCAGCAGUCGGGGAACAUGAACCUGCUGAGGUCUGUAGAACUUGUGACAUUAAGUGGGUCAUUACCUUCGACAUCACUCCUCAACUCCAAUCCUCUUACUCCUCCUCCUCCUCCUCUUCUUCUUCUUCUUCUUCUUCUUCUUCUUCUUCUUCUUCUUCUUCUUCUUCUUCUCAUGAUUAUCCAUUUUUUUUACUCGACCCUCUUUCUUUAUUUCUUCAAUGCAGCUUCUUCUUUUCUUUCCUUCCGAUUUCACCAUUUUUUUUUAUUUUCGUUUUCGUUCUGUGAUUUUUCAUUCGCUCUCACACCUGUCUAUAUACUUUCUAGCUUUCUUUUCCUGAUUUUUACCCUCUUUUUUUCAUUUUCAUUCACCUCUGUUUUCCUCGAUGUUCUUUUCUCUCUAGAAAUUACAUCGAUUGUUUUAAAUUCUUUCUUUCUUUCCUUUGCAUUCUUCCUUUGUAGCUACUAUUUUUUCUUUUUAAAUCUUCCAGUAACUUCAACUGAAAAUUUUAUUCCGCAUUUUCCUCAUCUAUUUUCUUCUGCUUUUCUACCUCUUUUUUCAUCCUUUUUUUCUACACGUUUUCUACUUUUUCAUCCUCUUUUUCUAUUACUUUUUCUUCUCGUUUUUCGAUUUCCUUUCUCCUCUUCUUUGUCUGCUUCUUUUUCAUCCUCUCUUUUGCUUACUACUUUUUACUCCUCUUUUUUCUUCAUCUUUUCCUACAUCUAUUUUCCUUCUCUUUUUCUUACACUUUUAUAUUUAUCUUUCUUCUCUUUUUUGUUCUUUUUCCUCGUCUUUUUCUACGUCUAUUUUCCUCUUCUUUUUUCUACUUCUUUUCUCAUCUUUUUUUACAUAUAUUUUCCUCCACUUUUUUCUACUUCUUUUUUCCUCGUCUUUUUCUACGUCUAUUUUCCUCUUCGUUUUUUUUCUACUUCUUUUCUCAUUUUUUUUUUUCUACGUCUAUUUUCCUCCUUUUUUUCCCUACUUUCUUCUUUUCUCAUCGACUCAUUAGUUUUUAUUUCCCUAUUGUUAGCCGUCUUUUCUAUAGGUUUACUUCAUUUUUUGUUUCCUUUUUCUCUUCAUUAUCUUAAAUCUUUCGACUUCUUUUUAAAUUCACCAUCAAGAGACAUAAACUCUUUUUGCACUUUUCUUUCCGUCAUCCGCCAUUUCCACCUCCCACUUUUUGCAUUUUUUAUUCAUUAA
This is a messenger RNA of Acanthosepion pharaonis, 1686 nucleotides long. The record is from the annotation of a GenBank genome assembly. NCBI's taxonomy places the organism in Eukaryota, Metazoa, Mollusca, Cephalopoda, Sepiida, Sepiidae.